Molecule: messenger RNA, 1059 nt
Organism: Neohortaea acidophila
Lineage: Eukaryota; Fungi; Ascomycota; Dothideomycetes; Mycosphaerellales; Teratosphaeriaceae
Exons: 4
Source: RefSeq, a predicted model, not a curated record
AUGGCAGACACCGCCGCGCCUUCGCGUCCGCGAGACAUUCCGCCCACAGGCCUCAACCUCCCUCCUCCCAGUCUGCAACCCUACCGCCACGGGCUGUCUGCCUAUGACACCCUCUCCCCCGUCGCGCAGAAUGGCAGUUUCGACUUUGACCGCAUCAUCAAGGAAGGCCAGGUGUCCAAACGCACCAGACAUACAAAGGGCUGGAAGAGUAUCUACAUGGUCCUGCGCCCCAACCUCCUCUCCAUCUAUCGCGACAAGCACGAAUCGAAGCUUCGACACCAGAUCCGCUUGUCCGACCUCACUGCCAUCGCGCGACAACGACACCCCAAGCGCAAGGAGCGCCAUGUCUUCGCUCUCUUCUCUCCCGCCCGGAAUUACCACCUUCAGGCUGCGUCCGAAGAGGAGGCGGAGGCGUGGGUGGAUGUGAUACGGCGGGAAGCCCGUAUCGACGAGGAUGAGGACGAAUUAUACCUGGCCAGCCCCGGCGGGCACCCGACCUCCUAUCAAGGCUUCGAGCGAAGCAUGGAUGCCCGAAUCACCCAGAGCCCCCCUUCCUUUGUCGAGUAUUCGGGCGCCGAGCGCACUUCCUUCUCCGACCUCUCCGACAUGGCUGGCUCCGCACCGAGACUUUCAGCCCUCUCGCUCUCCAAUACCGAUACCCGUCCUUCGACAAGCUCCAUGUCCGGGAUCAAUCUGGGUCUGAGCGCGGACGAAGUCCGGCGGGCACAGUUUCCGCAGGAAGAAGAGCGCGUGGUCUAUCACGGCUGGAUCUACCUGUUGAAGUCCAAAUCGGGCGUGCGACAGUGGAAGAAGGUGUGGCUCGUCGUCCGGCCGAAAGGCCUGGCGUUCUACAAGAACGAGGCAGAGUACACGGCCCUACUUGUCCUGUCACUUUCCAACAUCAUCGAUGCGGUGGAAAUUGAUCCUAUUAGCAAGAGCAAGACGUUCUGCAUGCAGAUCAUUAGCGAGGAGCGGAAUUACCGCCUUUGUGCAAUCGACGAGGAGAGCCUGACGCGGUGUUUGGGUGCGCUCAAAAGCUUGCUUUCCAAGCGGAAGGCA